AUGGUAGCCCGAUCGCUUGCAGGCCUCCUCACACUUUUCCUUCCCUUCACUGCACAAGCUGUUCCUAUUGGGAAUUCAACCAUCGAGGCAAGAGCAUUGGGCAAUGGUGUGCCUCUUCGCAUAAUACCGCUCGGCGCGUCGAUUGUCUACGGCCAGGCCUCGACUGAUGGCAAUGGAUUUCGCGCUCAUUUGCGCGCAAGCCUUACUGGCCCAAGAGGGAACCUUGUGAACAUGGUUGGUUCGCGCAAAUCGGGCACCAUGCUCGACAACGACGUCGAGGGCUGGCCAGGGUUUCGAGUUGACCAAGUCCACGUCAAGGCGACGAGCCCGAACGGCGGGCCUGUGGCACGAUUCAAACCAAAUGUAAUCCUGAUUAACGCCGGCACCAAUGACGCGCUUCAGUCUCACUCGCUCAACGACAUUGGUCGGCGUAUGGAAUCAAUGCUAAUUGACCUCUGGAACCGGUCACCACGCGCUGUGAUACUGCUCAGCACGCUCAUUAUCAACCGGAAGCCGGAGAUUGAGCGCAAUGUGAUUACGAUCAAUGCCCAGUACCGCACUCUUGCUCGGAGAUUGCGUCGUGAGGGCCGGCACAUCGUGCUUGUUGAGAUGCACUGCGACCCCAACGCGCCCACCGCCCACGACAUGGCUGAUACCAUUCACCCCAAUGAUAGCGGGUACAAGAAGAUGGCGGACUUGUGGUAUCGCGGGAUGCUUGAGGCCUCUGGGAGAGGGUGGCUGCAGCCGCCAGAAACAGUAGAGGGGCUUCCGGAUGAUGGAACUGCGUGA
Molecule: messenger RNA, 789 nt
Organism: Thermochaetoides thermophila DSM 1495
Lineage: Eukaryota; Fungi; Ascomycota; Sordariomycetes; Sordariales; Chaetomiaceae
Exons: 3
Coding region: 1-789 (262 amino acids)
Molecular function (GO): phosphatidylcholine lysophospholipase A1 activity
Source: RefSeq, a predicted model, not a curated record